This is a messenger RNA of Trifolium pratense (red clover), 5440 nucleotides long. Its product is annotated as UDP-glycosyltransferase 72B1-like. Lineage: Eukaryota; Viridiplantae; Streptophyta; Magnoliopsida; Fabales; Fabaceae. Gene Ontology annotation, molecular function: UDP-glycosyltransferase activity. The coding region runs from base 175 to 1596 and encodes 473 amino acids. The transcript is spliced from 12 exons. The record is from RefSeq and is a predicted model, not a curated record.
AACACAUAUCUGUCAGUCAACUUUGGCUUCAUUGUUAAAAAAAUAUACACAACUCAUAGUCAAGAUUGGCCUACUUACAUUAAAUAGUCUUAAAUAGAAUCACAAAUAUAUAUUGCAUAAACUCUCCCAUUCCAAAACCAACCUCAAAGAACUUUGCACUAAAAAUUCAAUCCAAUGGCCAAAACAAUUCAUAUAGCAGUAAUUUCAAUCCCUGCAUUCAGCCACCAAGCUUCCAUCAUAGAAUUCACCAAAAAACUCAUUCAUCACCAUAAUCACUUCCACAUAACCAUAAUCUUCCCUACAAUAGAUUCACCUCUCCAAACAACUCUCACACUCCUCAAAUCUCUCCCUCCAAACAUCACCUACAUAUUCCUCCCUCCAAUACCCAAAAUCUCUCUCCCACAAAAUCUCUCUCCAGCUGUCCAAAUCCAACUAGCAGUCUCUCAAUCCAUGCCAUCUUUCCACACCACAAUCUCUUCACUCUGUUCUUCAUCAUCAACACCACCACUUGUUGCUUUGAUUUCUGACCCUUUUGCAAAUGAAUCACUUGAAGUAGCAAAAAAAUUCAAUCUUUUAUCUUACAUAUAUUUUCCACCUUCAACAAUGACACUCUCACUUUUCAUUCAUUUUCCAUCACUUCAUGAAGAAAUUUCAUGUGAAUUUAGAGAUCACAAUGAAGCUAUUCAAAUCCCAGGUUGUGUACCAAUUCAUGGAAUUGAUUUACCUGAACAUUUUCAAGAUCGAACUAGUCUUGCUUAUGAUUUGAUUCUUCAACGUUGCAAAAGAUUCAAUCUUGCUGAUGGGUUUUUGGUUAACAGCUUCAUGAAAAUGGAAGAAAAUACAUUGAAAUCCUUAGAAGAACAUAAAUGUUCUGUUUUUCUUGUGGGACCCAUUAUUCAAAAUGGGUCAAAUAAUGAAUCAAAAGGGUCGGAUUCAGAUUUAGAAUGUUUGAGGUGGUUGGAAAAACAACCUCAAAAAUCUGUUUUUUAUGUUUCAUUUGGAAGUGGUGGAACACUUUCUCAAGAACAAGUUAAUGAAUUAGCUUUUGGGUUAGAAUUAAGUGGUUUAAGAUUUUUAUGGAUUUUAAGGGCACCUAGUGAUUCAUCAAAUGAAGCUUAUCUUGGUGCUAAAAAUGAUGAUGACCCUUUAAGUUUUUUACCAAAAGGGUUCAUAGAAAGAACAAGAAAACAAGGAUUAGUUGUACCUAAUUGGGCCCCACAAACACAAAUUUUGAGUCAUGGUUCAAUCGGUGGAUUUUUGACUCAUUGUGGUUGGAAUUCAGUGCUCGAGAGUAUUGUGUUAGGUGUGCCUAUGAUUGCUUGGCCUUUGUUUGCGGAGCAGAAAAUGAAUGCAGUUUUGUUAUGUGAUGGUGUUAAAGUUGCAAUGAGGUUAAAGUUUAAUGAUGAUAGUUUAGUAGAAAGAGAUGAAAUUGCUAAGGUGGUUAAAGGGUUAAUGGAUGAUGAUGGGAAUGGGAUUAGAGGAAGGAUUGAAGAGUUGAGACAUGAUGCUGUUGAUGCUUUGAAAGAAGAUGGGUCUUCUACAAGGGCUAUUUGUCAAUUUGGUAAUGCAUUGGAAAGCUUUGUGAACAAAAUGUAGGUUGCGGACAAUAAUUUGUUGAUAGCUUCGUUUGUCUGGUGGCUAGAAAUUUCACCCUAAAAUAUGAUGUCCCAACUCCCAACCAACUGAGUUAAUAGCUUCUUUUUAUAUAAGGAUAAUAAUCGAACUUUUUAGGUUUGGUUUGGCAAUAGAAUUGAAGCUGGUACAUGCAGUGAUGCAUCAUAUUAAUGUGCAGUAACUAAUACUUGAAGUUGUUUCUUGUUGUUUUUGGUUCUUUUCUAAGCAAUAGUUUGAUUACAGAGUAAAAGUUACAGGCUCACAACAUCCAAAGAGUCAUUCGUGUUGAGGAACUUAAUAAUCGUAUUUGUUUUGAGGUACUUAAAGGAAAUUAACAAAACAAACCUAACUAGUAACCUAAAAAACAAAACAACUUUAAGAAUGAAGAACAACAUUUAUAUUCCUAAAUUCCACCAAAACAUUCCAAUUGAGUAGCCAGCUGAGACAAACUCUUUAUUGAAGAACCGUCAUCUUUCAAUGCUUUUUUAGCCGAAUCUUUUAAACUCUUCAUUCUAUCGCGCAUUUCCUUACCUUCUUCCCCAUCCAUCACACACUUAACCACUUUUGCAAUUUCAUCUUUUUCCACAAUCUCAUCAUCUUCAAAUUUCAACCUUAUUGCCACUUUAAGACCAUCCUUCCAACUACACACAUCCAACACAUCUAAAUGGCAAAAUUUGACAAGUGUCAAGCUCACAAGCAACCUUGGAAAAAUCCUAGCUGGCAUAAAUGACAAAUUUUUUACUUCUUUGAGUAUGAAUUUGAAUUUGGUUUCUCUCCUUCAAUUGUCUCAGCAAACGGGCCACAAAACAUUGGAUCCAUUGCAAUAGGCCCAACAUAGUCCGGCCCAACUGAAACAUUUCCUUUAGGGCCAAAAAAAAAAAUUGAAGUAGGAACAGAGGGAUCAGUGUAGCAGCCGUCCCUUUCAUUCUGUCUGAUGCAUCAGUCUUUGACUACCAUUUUUGGCUAACCUUAUGCUGUUCAAUUUUCUUCAAAUUUAUAAACAAAUAACACAUUUACUGAUUCAUGAAACUUCAUCCUCAUCAUUGUUUGAUACCAAGAAGCCCAAGCAGAAGAAAAAACAAAAUUGCUGGCAGAAGAACAGUGUAACGUCACUUUCAUCACCAACAAAAAAAUCUGAUUGUUAUCGUUUUAGGUACCAGCCUAGAGAAAAAGCAGUCAAAGCUCUACCACUUUCAAAUUCAAAUUUCAAACUCUCUUCCUCCUCUCUCUCUCUAAACCCCAAAGCUUUUGAGACUCUGAUCGGAGAUCGAACACGAUGGAUGAAGAGUAUGAUGUCAUCGUUUUAGGUACUGGUCUUAAGGAAUGCAUUCUCAGUGGUCUUCUCUCCGUCGAUGGCCUCAAAGUUCUUCACAUGGAUAUUGAAAACUGAGCUCCUCCCUCCCUCAAGGAGGUAAACUUUUCAUUCCUGAAACCUGAAUCAUGUUCUCCCAUAAGUAAAAUGAACUAAAGUGUUUCAGAAUUCAAUUAUCAGAAUUUGAGGAAAAAGGUAUGUCUUUCUUCUUUGAAAUCCCUAAUUCUUCAAUAGUGUUUAUUAUCUGAUUUUAUAAUCCUCUUACUUUUUUUUUUCUUUCUUUUUUUGAAAAUAUUGUUGCUCAGUUGUCAUAUUUAUUAGGAUUUGUUUCUAUCUUUUAGUUAAUAAUCCCUACUUUUUAGUAAUUGUUAGUGGGAUUUAGAUGGUGAAAUAUAAGGGACUACAUGAAUGUCACAACAUUGCUUAGUUAUCACUUCAAUAUAUGUAAACUCAUUUUCUUACUCAUCUCUCUUCAUUUUCUCUUGAUUCCUUCGAACUUCUCUCUCUCAAGGAAUCAACCAUCUUGGAUGGCACAAGCCACAAUCUCCAAAAGGUUUCAAAUUGCUUCUCCAUCUAUUAUUUUAUGAUUUAAUUUCAUCAUCUGAUUUUUAUGUGACAUGUUUAAUUUUUUGUCAAUGUUUGCAAAUUAGGUUUUCUUCUCAAUCGAAUCCUCCAACCUGUUUCAAGAUCCAUCCCGCAGGAAAUAAUGGUAGAAAGUUGGUAUGAGAGGUGAAAAAUUCUUGACUACAUAUACUUAAGUUCAUGCCUUGGACUCAAUGAAAUGUGUGGCUGCUGUAAAAAGGAAAGGAGUAGUGCCAGAAGAUGAUAUUUACAUUAAGUUUCUUACUUCCUUUUCAUUGAUGAAGAACGAGGUAGUACAUUAAGCUAUCUUCCAUAAAUUAUUUUAUUAUUGCUAUAUAUCUUUUAUAUUUGUUCAUUAUCCUAUAAAUGUAUUUGUUUUUAUUUUCCGAUCUACUGAGUUUGAAGUGUACGAAUGAUCGCUAGCAUCGAGUAAGUAACAUGAAGGCUAACAUAAAGGUUAACCAAAAACCCUUUUGUACAACAUUUGUAUUCUGGCAAAAGCUCGAAAAACUUUAAAACCAAUUAUGAAGGCUUGAACCAGAAUGUGUUGGUGAUUUUUACAAAAAAGAUGAAGCCAUGGAUGUUGUUGAUAGAAUUAUGAAUUAUGAAGGCUAACCUGAAUGUGUUGGUGAUUUUUCUCUUCUUUUUGUUUGUUUGUUUUGGUAUAUAUAGUCUGAAAUAAUACUUUGUGCUACUAAAUACAUGCAACACUUUCUUUUAAACAUGUUAUCAAAUUUAUUCUUCUUUUGGUUGGUAACUCCUUUUGAUAACACAUCUUUUGUUGAUAUAAAAUUCUUCCAAAUUCUAUAAUAUUUGUUGAAGUUGGAUUAGAGUUCCAUUAGUUUAUAUGUGAUGGGUGUACCAUGUACAGAUCUGCCAAUAAAAUUUUGGUGUAUGCAAAUUCUAUAACCCUUUUAAUAACUCAUCAUGAUAUGAAUUGUGUUUUGCAGAUAGAUUUUGGGGUUUGUGGGAAUUUUGUUCUAUUUUCUUAGAUUUACCUCUUUUGAUAACCUACUUGUGUUUUGCAGAUAACUAUACUUUGCAAUUACCAUUUUUAAUGUUGUUGGUUGUAGAAACUAUAAAUUCAAUGCAGCUCUCCAUUCUCAAUUAACUUAGUUUAAAAAUUUCAGGAAGCAUCAUGAGCUCCAUUUUCCUUCCAAAGAAGAAACCCAUGGAUAUUGAAAACUGAGCUCCUCCCUCCCUCAAGGAGGUAAAAUUUUCAUUCCUGAAAUCCGAAUCGUGUUCUCCCAAAAGUGAAUCAACCAUCUUGGAUGGCACAAGCCAAAAUCUCCAAAUGUUUCAAAUUGCUUCUUCAUCUGUUAUUUCAUGAUUUAAUUUCAUCAUCUAAUUUAUGUGAAAUGUUUAAUUUUCUGUCUAUGUUUGCAAAUUAGGUUGUCUUCUCAAUCGAAUCCUCCGACCUGUUUCAAGAUCCAUCCCGCAGUUAUUGUGAGUGUUUUUCUGCCGGUGUUUACUGCAUAGAGCCCUGCUCCUGUCAGGAAUGCAAUAACAAAAUAGUGUCAUGAUGUUUGUAAAGUCACAUUAUUGGAGUGCUCAUUUGCUUAAAGGAGAAAAGAGAACAAGUUUGUUUGAAUGAACUCUAUCAAUUCCAAAUGAAAUCGCAAAACGGUGGUUCAAGAUUCAAGUUAAAUUGUGUGAAGGGAAUCCAAAGAUUUUGACCCCUUGCAGUAAAUUUAAAGAUUUGAGUAAUCUUAAGCUUCAAAAUAUUUACUAUAAUGGAAACUAGGAGGAGCAUCAGCAAACAAUUUUUUUUUGUAUGCAUCUUUUAUAUUUUGUCAUUGGGGAUCACUAUUUAAAUUUGGAAGAAGAGGUUAAAAAUAAGAACCUCAAGAUUUUAUGGAUACAUAUUAUUAUUUUGAUUCGUUUCCAAACUACUACUUGCAAGAAUUAUAAUUAUAUGCAAUUAACAGCGUA